Molecule: messenger RNA, 11936 nt
Organism: Planococcus citri (citrus mealybug)
Lineage: Eukaryota; Metazoa; Arthropoda; Insecta; Hemiptera; Pseudococcidae
Product: DNA-dependent protein kinase catalytic subunit-like
Exons: 63
Coding region: 189-11831 (3880 amino acids)
Biological process (GO): protein phosphorylation; double-strand break repair via nonhomologous end joining; telomere maintenance
Cellular component (GO): nucleus
Molecular function (GO): protein serine/threonine kinase activity
Source: RefSeq, a predicted model, not a curated record
UUCCAUCUACUCAAUCCGGUGAAUUUAUUGAUAACAGAGCGCGGCUUUUCAGUAUUUUUCGUGCCAAUUUUAUGAAAAUUUUAUGAUUUAUGAUGCCGUUAAAUUGCGAUACCAUGAGUUGUACUUCUAGAACGAUUAAUACGUAAGCUGUGUAACCGUCGUAUUACUCGAUCAAUCCCGGCGAUCUUAUGGAUCGCGGUAAUAUUGUGGAAUAUGUUCGUAAUUUGAAUAACAGUCGUCAAAACUUCCCCGAUUUUCAAGAUGCACAUUCGUCUCUGAACAUAUUAAUCGAUAAACUCAGUUUCGAAAAGAACGCCGAUAAAAUAGCCUACUCAGUCGACGUUGUGUUACAUGAAAACGACGGAAUUUGGACCUUUUUAAAGGAGAUAAAGGGUCAUAAACCGCCUAAAGUGUUUCUAGAGAAUAUUUACUCGUUUCUCGAAUUAUUAUGUCAACAGAAAAAACGCCUGUCUGAAUCUCAAACCAACUUACUCUUCAAUUACUGCAAAGAUAUCAUACAAUCGAAGACUUUACUACCGGAAAUCAAAGAUUUAGGCUACAAGUUAUUCUACCUCGUUAUCGAUUAUGGUAGCUUUCAAUUUUUCGUUCAAAAAAGCGGAGAUUUACAGCAUUGCGUUCAUCAUCUGUACUUCAAUUUGGAUAAAAGCAAAUCUACCGAAAAACGACAAAUUUACGAGUUGAUUGGAAACGUCGCCGAAAACCAUCCGGAUGUUUUUAUCAGAGAUCAGAAUUUCAUCGUCAAAGUCUUCCGGCAAAUUUCUACCGAACUUCCGAAAAUCUUGAAGAAACAAGAUGGCAGCGGAAUAAGCGAAGUCGAAGGAAUGAUUAAAUGUGUCGAUGGGUUGCUCCGACACUUGGCUGAUUGCGCUGAACAAUUCAUCGAUACGUUGUACGAGUGUUUUAAAAACGUCACUGAACGUAAUUCCACUAAACACGUCGCUCUACGAGCUGUUAUUCAAAUUAUCGAGAAGUACUUCGACGUGUUUGCUGAGCUGAUCAAGAAAGAUUAUAUAUUUUGGUAUCGUUUAUUGGAUAAAACGCUGGUUUAUCAGAAUAAAGAGGAUUCGUUAGCUGCUAAAAAAGCUCUGCACGAGUUUUACCCCCAUAUUGCUAAAUUAUUAGUGGAAAAGUCUGAUACGAAUAAGACUUUAUUAAAGUUUUUCUUAACCGCAUUACGAGACGAUAUUUUAAUCGAAGUAAAACACAAAACAGAAGUAGCUUUGAAAAACUUCAUUUAUUUCGCCGACGCUUGUAAAAUCCAAGAAGAAACAGGCCUACUCAACGAAAUAUUCACAAUAACGAUGUCACUAUUGGAUAAAUAUUGUUUGAGCUUCAACGAAUUGGACUCCGAUUCGAUAUUCAACUUAUCUAAUAUAUUGCAUUCAACUUCACGUUUCCUGAGACACUUGAGUGGCGAAAAAUGCAACGAAGAGUACUUCCAAAUAUUAGCCAACGCUUCCGUACUGAGUAUAUCAGCUUAUGCUAAAGCGCCUGAAAAAAUGAAGUUCCUGAUUUUACAACCGUUGCUGGAAACGAUCAUCAAUGUCGCCAAUCUCAACGAAUUGUUUCUCGAUUCGUUUCUAGAGAGUAUUAUUUAUCCAGGAAUCGUCAUGAGUUGUUCGUCGGUAACCGAAGGUAACAUAGAUUGCUUGAAACAGGCUUGCGACGGUGACAAUGAGUUCUCUUGCGAUGAUCUGUUGACGUUUAGAGAUUAUUUACCUAUUUGGAAAACACUGCUGGGCAAUCUUCAGAGUCACAAAGAUCGCCAAUUAAUUCACAACAUUAAUUUAGAAGGCAAAAUUUGCGAUAAAAUUAUCAACUGCGUGUUGAGAAUCAUCGAAAAAUUAGAUAUUUCCAUGAAAGAAACCGACGAGUUCGAUAACCAGGAAAUUGAAUGCUUAAAUCUCCUCGAAUACGAUACCGUUCCAUCGAACGUAGCAGAUUUUAAUAUAUUCAUCAAUUUAGUCGAAUUAUUUUUCGAGCUAUUCGAUAAAUGGAACAACUGCGAGCAAAAGUUCCACAAAUGGAUUCCAAUUCUGAUCCCUAAGUUAAUGGAGCUCGCCACUUAUAACGAUGUUAAAUUUGGAUUUUACCAAAUGUUAGCCGUUGUUUUUAAAUACAUCGAAGGAGAUAAUGAUUUCGAUAAAAAUGAAGUAAAAUUGUUCAUUUUGGAAGAACUGAGCCAUUUGAGUGAAAGACCGAAAACAGAUUCUAGAGCUUGUCUACGAAUGGUGAUGUCUUUACCGGUGAAUGUUGUAGAAGAAGUUCUAGCCGAUGUUGUGCCUGCUUUACAGCUUGCUUUCGAAAGAGGCUCCGAAGACUUAUCUCUAGCCACAGAAGCAUUAUCGUGUCUGGAGAGUUGGUAUUUGAAGGUUGAAAAGGAUCGAUUCAGGCCUAUUUUAUACGAAGUGAUACCUUAUUUGAAACCUUUCAUUCAGAGCAAACGAUUCGCCGGAGAGACUAUUUCGAUGACGAAACACGAAAAAACCUUGAUGAAAAAAGCUUACACGAAGAUCGGUUCGAAAUCCAAUCGUAAAUAUCGAACGGCGUAUCUGCAAUCGGAGGAAUCAGAGUUGGAUAAAUUGCAGAAAAAAUUAAUUAAAUUUUUGGGCAAGAUUGAUACAGAUUUAUGGAUUCCUGUAUUUACCGCUGAUUCGUACGUCGAUCGAGAAGCAGCUGAUUUAUUACUCUUUACGUUGCAUUUUCAGGAUAUGAGAGUUGAUUUAGUCUUAGAUAAAUUUUUACCUCGACUUAUCGACCUGGCUUGUAACUCGAGCGAUUUCAAUACUCGUCGCGAUGCUUGCGAAGCGUUUCAUUCGUACGUUAUCGUGUUCCUGGGAGAGAACAGAGAUUCUCAUUUUGAACGAGAGUAUCCUCAAUACGUGUCUAGUCUUUUUAAGAAAAUUAUAAAAGCUGUGUUCAGAUUAAGCACCGAUGAAAAUACAACGAUACAGCAGAUUUUCGUACCUUUGGCUCAGCAAAUCACUCAUUACUACAGCAGACGUCAGAAUGAGAAAAUUAUUGCGAACGCAUUUUUAGAAAUUUUAUUCGAAUCUGUUACGUCCAAAAAUGACGGCACGUAUCGUAAAUUCAUCGCUGGAUUAUUCAAGGAAUUCGUAUCGUGGUCUUUGAAGCCGGGUCAUGACGGCGAAGACAACAUUAAAACGAUUGUCGAACACAUCUGUCUGUUUUGUUUGCAACCUUGCUCUUAUAAGAAGCUCGGAGCUGCAAUAACGUUCAAUUACAUUUCCGGUGAACUUAGCCGGAACGAUAAGUUGCAAAAUUUGUUCUGGAUCGAAUUAUUUCUGUAUUUUAUUCGAAAUUUAUCCACGAGUUCGUCGAAAGAUUGCAACAUUACCGAAGUUCAAUCUGCCAUUGAUAAAUUAGGCGAAACUAUUCGAAGAAAUUUCCACGAAUUUAAUAGAGAGAGCAAAUUGGCCCUGGCAAAUAGAAGAAUACCGAAAUGGUUCGACGGAGAAACGUUAUUCGACGUACAAAUGUGGAUAUUCGAACAAUGCUACUCUUCGAACGAAUUAUGCCGAAAAAAAUGCAUGCAAAUUUUAUCCAAAUUACUCGACGGUAAAGAUGGAAGACCCGAAUUAGAAAGAUUCAUCGCCGUUCGAGCUCUGAGUAAAUUCAAAAACCACGCCGAUAAUUUACCCAAUCUCAACGACCCUGCUAUGAAACCCGAAUCUGUUGUCGAUAGCGUUAUUUCGUGGCUUUCUAUCCUAUCAGCGAACCUCGACUGUUUUUUGUGGAUCAUCGAUACUAAACCUGCCCUGGUUUGGAUGUUCGAGCACCAAGAUUAUAAAUUACGAGUUUCGGUCGAGUCGUUUCUAGGGUUCAUGGUUGAUAAAGAUUUGAAAACCUAUACUGCGGAUAAAUUCCCAUUAACGUCCGGACAAAAAAAACAAUUCGAUGUGUUGAAAGAAGAAAUAAUUUAUAUGGUUUUGAAGGUGGCCUCUUUUUCGGAACAACUGUCUCAUAGUUUUUUCGGCGAAGAGAAGAUGUUCAUGAGAAAUUUCCAGUCUACUUUUAUCAAAUGUCUAUUCGAGCCGCAUGUAAUUCUACCUCACAAACAAUCCAAAUCAAACUUAUCCUCGAUGCUGGAAAAAACGCUGGAAAACUUGAAAAAUCACGACACGAUGAACAACGUCUUGAUGGAUAUUUACCACAACGAAUACUGGAAAACGUUUUCCGAUAUCUUAGACGAUCCAAAACGUGCUCGAACCGAGCACAGAUCCAAUCCACAAGUGCUAUUCGUGCUUCGUAAUUGCGACAUCAUAUGGCCCACGUCCGAGAUGACCGAUUUGGAACGAACUAUUCGAAAAAUAUUCUACUAUAUUCGACACGAGAACACGAAGAAAGCCAUCGUUCCCGAUAUCACAAUCGUCUCGUAUUUCGAGGAUUACCUUCUGUUCGCGUUAAAAGCUCGAUACGACAGUGAAUUCCAUAAAGUAGCCGAUUACGUAUUUUGCUCCGAAGAAUUAGAUUCGGUCUCGGGCAAUACCAAGUUCUCUCACGGGUUACAUUUCUUCAACGUUUUCCGGUCGCCGAUUUUGGAGUACUUGAUCGGUCAUCACGAAGAAUUCAUCGCCAAAUGCGUCUUUUACUCGAACCUGGACACGAUGAAAAUGCUCCUAGCGUAUUUACAAUUCGCCUCUGUUAAGAAAAAGAAAGAUUGUUCGAUUAUCCUAGAACAUUGGAUCGCUUUGAAAAACGCCGAAAGUAGUUCGAAAAUCGACUUAUCCGAUUUAUUAAAGGUACUAGAAUUCAGUAUUCGCGAAAUGGACAUGAAUAAAGUCGAAAAUCUAUCUCACGUUUACGAUUGGCUGCUCGAUUACCUGAGAUCGUCCGAUACGAAGGUGGAAAUUAUACACCAGAUACUCGAUUUAUUACCAGCUUUUAUGGGGUUCGAGUUCUGCUCGAAAUUUGAUACGAAAUUGAAAGAGGUUAUGCGAGAUUUACGAAGGCUACAAAUCGACUCGAAAAUCAAAGCUGAAGGAUUAGUGGUGUAUAACAAGAUGCUAAACGGUGUAUCGAGAACGGGAAACAGGAUUUUAUUCGAAACAGUUAUUCAAAUUGCUAUAGAUAAAGAAGGAUCUUUCCAGGAUAAUAUUUCUAAUGCUAUGGAAACGCUCAUGAAAAAUUCACCUGCCCACGAGUUGUUGAAAUUACUCGAUAUACCUUGGGAUAUGUUCAAGAACGUGACCAACGAAGUGAAAUUGAGAAUCGGUUCGAUGGAAUUAUUCCUAAUACCAAUGGUACUUUUGUUGAAAGAACACGACAACGAAGAAGAAGAAUUCUACGCGGAUAAAAUGAAAUUCAUUUGCAAAGAUUUACAAUUAAAAAUCGACAACGGAAAUAAACUAACUGAAAACCUUGUAUCGUUAAUCGGCGCAGUUAUCAUGUUGGAAACGUAUUAUAAAGUGAUGGCAAAUCCAGACAGUUCUCGUAUCAAAGCAAUCGUGUUCACUGAAGAUGAAAAAGGAUCGUUGAAUUCAAAAUUUGCUAAGAUAGUUUUACCUAUUUUGAGGAACGAUAAAAUUCCUAUUCGUGAUGAUAACGAAGAUCUCGUGUUCAAGCUCAGAUCACACGCUCUGAACGCUUUCAUCGCUGUGAUGCAGACAGCCAUUGCGGAUUACCCAACUGCACAGAAAUGGGGCAAGAUUAUUUUUGAAAAUAAAAUGGUCUGGUCUAACGUGAUCAAACUCGAACCACCCAUUAAGCUGACUAUGACUCUCGAACAGAUUCGUUCCCGUCGAAAAGAAGUGAUCCGAAGACGUAGAGAAAUCAAAGAUUCCAAUCAACUGUCUUCUAUUGCUACUCAAUACGCUACUCUCAGUUCCUUGGCGCCGGAAGUUUCGAAAUACGAUGCUAAUCACUUCACCAUACGAUCUAGUCAAUCUCAAGUUCUCGUUGAUGAUAUCGAAUUGUAUAACGAAGAACGAGAAAUCGACGUGCUGAAUAAUCACGUCAGCAUGAACGCCCUCUGCAAUUUUGUCAGGUUUUUAGAAGAAAAAGAGUUCUUGAUCGAAGAUAAAAGCGAAGAAAACCCAAAGUUACCGGAUUGGAUGUGUAAAUUACUCGACGCUUUGAAAUGGUUCGUUAAUCGUCCGAAGAAAUUCAACGAAGCAGCCGAUCACCUCGCCUAUCAAAACUGCGUGUAUUUCGUUCUAAAAUUCAUCACUAAUUGCGAAACUGCAUUCAGACCUUUCGCCAAGUUUUGGUUUUCCACUCUGAUGGAAUGUUUAUAUAAACUAAAUCAAAUGAAUUACGUGAUCACCGAUGUCGUGUUGAUGCUGCUUCAGUGGCGUGAUCGAGUCGUACCCGAGGAUCGAAAUUCGGCUACUAGAUUGUUCGAAAUGUUCACAUCGAAAAUAACCGAACAUCAGAGCUCGUCUAGGAAUUAUUUACUCGAGAUGAUGAAAGCCAUGAUCCAAGUUUGGAAUACCAAUUUCGAUAUUCCUUUCGAUAAAAUCGAUUCGCUGAUCCGGUCUAAGGAUAAAGAUACGUGUACGGUUGGUCUGAACAUAGCCGAAUAUUUUCUCCAGUGUCAUAAAUUUCCAUUCAAUGAAAAUAACAGAGAAAUAAUAUUGAGUAUUUUUGUUGAAAAACUAACCGAUCAGAAACUUCGAUGGCAUAAUAAACAAGUAGCGACGAUUUUAGGACUAGUUUUGAGAACUGCUGGUAAAAAUGGUAACGGAACGUUAGAUAAUUAUUACGAGAAGCUCAAGUCGACUGUGGUUACUCGUUUGAAGAUUUUGAAUAAUUCAGCAGUGAAAACAGUGGAUAGUUUUUGUCUGAUGGAGCAUCUCAUCGUUCAUUAUCCUCCCAUGUUGGAAGACUUCAGUUACCACUUCCUGCAAAGAUUCAACAAUCUUCAAGGCAGUUAUAAAAGAAAUUGCUUGAAAGUAUUGACCAAUAAUGUGAAACACGUGCCAGACGACGCUUUCAGUAAUUUAUUCAGUUGCGAUUUCGAAUCAGCGUUAAAAACAAACGAUCAAGAUUUAUCGGUGCAAGCUCUAAUGCUGAUCAAAUCAUUCCUAAACGAAGACCGUAUACGAGUCAGGAUCGAAGACUUGGCCAAAAUCAUCGACGAUUUACGUCGAUUAUCUACUCACGAAACAUCCGAAUGUAGAAAAUCUUCGUACGAUGUAGCUAGCUGUAUAUUUGAUAAGUAUAGGAACGACGAAUCCGAUGAAAAAGCUAAAGAACUCGUGUACAUUUGUAAAGAUAUCCUGUUAACCGGACUUCUAGAUACCGAUGCCGAACUUCAGAACGAAAUAUACAAAUCUUGGGAACGAAGAUCGAAUCUGGAAAAUUCCGUCUCCGAUCGAUUUUUAAACAUUAUCAAAACAAUGUAUCAUCCUCAACACGAAGCUCACUUCGUAUCCUACGCUGUAGAUUUCCUGCUAGAAGCCUGCGCCUCGACAGAAGACUAUAAUUCGGAGCUCUUCCCACAUUCUCUUCUACCUUGCGACUUUAUUCCAUAUCAGAUCAUUUCGAUUUCUUCGAGGAGUAAAAGACUAUCUACGCUUACUCCCUGUUUUCGUAAUUCGGUUCAGCAUCAAUUGGCCAGUCUAGGAGUGAGCCAGAGAAGCAUCGGAUCGUUAACAUUACAGAUUAAUCGAACCCCCGGAUCGUCUGGGUCUACGAUUAAUCUUUCGAAUGCCUCUUCGGUUGCUAAAUCAGUCCGAAUGUAUUCGCCGGGAAGUCAUCAUCCGUUGAAAUAUAUUUCUCCUGUGACGACGACGAGCUCUCAGGCUCCUUCAGAAUCGAAACCUUUCGAUAGUGUUGGAAGAGCUCUGGACAGGCUGAAGAAAAGAAUUAUCAAGGAUUCGCGAGAAGCUUCUUCUCACUACGCUAUCCGAAAUUCUAAACUUAACGAAGAAACGUGUCAAAUGUUGGCCAACCAGGCGGACAAGCGAGACAGAAAGAUAGACUUGAAGCGUCAAUACAGAAGAGGAGAUUUCCCCGAUAUUCAAAUCAAACGUUCCGAUUUAAUUAAGCCACUACAGGCUUUGGCAAAGAGAGAUCCGAUUAUCGCGAAAUUACUCUUCGGUAAUAUUUUCCUAAACAUGGUGAAUAAAAUGAAAGAAAAGCAAACCUACUUGGACGAUAUCAACGAAGCUUUCAACGCGAUUUUACUCAGUACCGAGCAAUUCGGAAGUAUAUGCUUGGAAACGAUAUUCGAAAUCGCCUACUCGUUGCCUGCUCUUUUAAAAUUGGAAAUCAGAUCUGUUGUCAUUGCCUCGAAUAUGAAUAACUUACUCUCGUUGAGAGCUCUUUUGCUGGAGAACUCUUUGAUUUAUGGAGAAACCAACGAUUGUGGCCCUAGUGCACCUAAAAGAGCCAGAAUUGAAAAUUCACCAGAAAAUGACUCGCUUUGGAUACAUUUAGCCGAAGUGUACAAGUCAUUAGACAGAAAUGACGUCGUGAACGGAAUUUUCAAAGAGAAGAUUCAAAAUAGCUAUUGCGAACUGUUGAAAAGAGGACUAGAAUUUGAGACCGUAGGCGAUUGGGAACGUGCUUACAAAAUGUACGGAGAUGAGAUCGAUCAGCUGAGUCAGAUGAAUUACGUGUCUCAAGAUCAAAGAUUCAUUCUCGACGCUUAUUAUAAAAGCGCUGCUUAUUUGUCGAAAUGGGACGAAAUGAGGGAGAAAAUCGAGAAUAAAUUUUCAACCGUGGAGAAUAUUCUUCAAGAUAAUUGGCACAAAGAAUGUACAUUACCUUGGUAUUUCCUCUCGCAAACAUACGAAGCGGUCAAACACCCUUGUUUUAACGAGGAAAACACCGAAGAAAACUUCCAACAGAGAUUCCGAAACGAAGUAUUAGAAAUGGAGAAAAAUAACGAUCAAUUGUUUUUGGAUCUUCUCGCCGAACCCUCUUCAAUGUUAUUAUUCAUCUACGGAGAUCAAAGUAAAGCUCAUAAUCUAGUCAAACGGUCGUUGGAGUUAAUCUUGAAGGAAUUCAAUUUCAGCGAUUCUUCCUUGCAAACGUUUUUAAAGCUUCAAACGUUAUCGGAAAUCGAUAUCUUGCUCUCGGUUUUCAACGACGAUCAAUAUAAAACUUCGAGCAAUGUGGCAGAAAUUUUAGGCAUGUGGCAGCGUUGCGAACCAAACAAGGAUCAUUCUACGUGGUGGGAUCGACGUCUAGUAUACCGACAUCGUUUCGCCGAAAAAUACGCUAAAGCUUUGGAAAACACGAUGGACGAGUCCGGAUUCGAUUUAUGCAAAUCACUGAGUGAUUAUCAGUUCUAUUCCAAGUUGCAGUUCUGCGAAAAAGCUCUCAAUCAGCAGAAUUAUAAUUUAGCUUGUCAGUAUACAGCUGAUAUCGAAGAUGGAACGGAAAACGAUAUCUCGGACGAGAAUAAAUUCAUGCGUUCGCUCAAUCUAUGCAGAAUGUAUACUUUUAGAGCUGAUAAGAAGAAUUCCACGAAUCAGAUUCAAAAUGCUGUCUUGGAAAUGAAGAAAAUUUACGAAAUUGGCGCCAAAUGCGAAUUCAAGACAUCGAUGGCGGUCUCGAAUCUUCUGAAUGUAAUAAAGAGGAAAUUAAACGUCUGGCCGAACGAUUUUAUCACCUCUUUGGUCGAUGAUUUCCCCGAAAGUUUCGACGAACGAAUCUCCCUGCCGGAUAAAAUCAAUCAACUGAUCGCGGAAAAUUACGAUACUGCUUGCGAAACAGCGAAAAGAAAAGGAUUCUCGGAUGUACAAAUUUCUUCGGCGUAUUUAGCUCUGGCUAAACACUGCAGAGAGGUUUCAAAUGAAACGAACACUGAGAAUCUAACGCUCGAUUUGCAAAUCGCCAAAUCCAUAUUGAACGCGAUGAAAUACAAUUCCAAAGAAUCUUACUUACUGUUUCCGAUGCUACUGGACUUACGCAGUGUAGCGGAUGAUCAAUUUAUAGAUUUCUUUAUAAACGAAUGUAAAAAAGUAGAAGAAUGGAAAUUUUUAUCGUGGAUUAAUCAACUUCUGGCGUAUAUUUAUCACAAUAGAGCUCCCAUGAUCGGUGAUCUGGUCGUUAGAAUGGCGCAGAAAUACCCUAAAGCGUUCCAUUUUCCGUUCCUGUUGAGUAAAAAUGUAUCGGAAACGAACGGCGACGUUUUUGUGGAAAAUAUUGUUCGAAAAAUCGAAGCAGCGUUACAGCCCUUGGACGAAAUCGAAGAAUUAAUAAAAGCUCUAUCUUUCGUCUGGCUGGCUGAGAAAAAAUGGGAUCUUUAUAGACAUAGAUUGGAAAAAUCGUUAGAGAAAGACGACCCUGAUACGAUUUAUGAAAACUUUACCCAAGUUCAGAAAGAAAUACGAACUUACGGUGGUACUUUCUGGCCAUACAUUGAUUUCCAAUCAGUUGGCGACCGGUUGAGAUCGGGUCAGCGUGAAGAUGAAAUUUACAUCAAGGAGAAGCUGAAGAAAUACAUGAGCGAUAUCGAAUAUAAAACUAAAUACGAUAAAUCUCCUACGUUGAGUUGCUAUAGUAGAGUUUUACUAGAUUUUAUCAAUACGAGAAACGCCACUAUUGAAAUACCCGGACAAUACGAUGGGUUCUCGCUGCCUCGAGUCGAACGUCACGUGAAAAUAUUCGGAUUCCAGUCUAAAGUUACCAAAAUGGAUUCUUUACAAUCGCCUAUGAAAAUCACUGUGCUCGGAGACGAUGCCAAAGAGUACUCGUAUUUGGUCAAAAUGAACGAAGAUGUUAGACAAGAUCAACGUAUACAGCAGCUUUUCCAUAUUGUUAAUCAAUCUCUCACGUCCAAGUUCCAUUUAUACUCUAAGCAUUUGAUUUUAAAUACCUUCGGUGUUUAUCCGUUGAGAUGUGAUUUAGGAUUAAUCGAAUGGGUCGAGGAUUCGAUUCCUUUGAAAGGAUUUCCUAAUAUUGGUCUGAAGAAGGAACAGAAAACUAAGAACGAAGCAUAUUGGCACGAUAUACGAAAGGAAUACGACAGAAUGAUCGUUAGUAAAAAUAUUGCUAGCAGUGGAAGCGAUUACGAACCUUUUAACGUAGCUGUCAGAAACUACGUCUCUGACGAGAAGAAAAAAAGAUCUAUGAUCAGCGAGUAUCAAAAUGCAGUUCAAAAAAUACCAGAAGAUAUUUACAAAAAAGCCUUAAUGCUGCUCACCACAACUCCUCAUCUAUUCUGGCGUCUACGUAAUCAGUUCAUGGCCAAUUACAGCGCAAUGUGUAUUGCCAGCUGGAUCCUUGGAAUCGGCGAUAGGCACUUGGAUAACAUUUUAGUCUCUUUAAAGAGCGGAACUUGCAUCGGUAUCGAUUUUGGUCUCGCAUUCGGUACCGGAACAGAUGUUUUAUCUAUACCGGAAUUAAUACCUUUCCGUAUGACACCUCAUAUUACAUCGAUCAUGGCCCCAUUUGAUCUCACAGGUUUGAUUCGCGAAACGAUGAUCGAAGUUUUACAAACGUUACGAGAAAACGAUUACGUCCUGUUGGCUACAAUGCCUGUUUUCAUCUUGGAUCCUUCUAUAGACUGGCGCAACGCAGCUCGAAAAUUAUUCCCAGAUGCUGACAAACACAAUAAUCAAGAUGAAUCGUAUUUCGAAAACAAAAUCAAAAACGUUAAAUUGAAAUUGGAAGGGUGUCACCCGUCGAAAGUUACUGUCAACGAGCUACGUGUGAAUCAGCGUAUCAAGAAUUAUUGUUCACAAUAUGAAGCAUUAGUUACCGAGGCAACUGGUUUUGUAAUCGGGUCUGAUGAAAAGCUAACUACUGAAGAACAGGUGGAUCGUUUACUGAAAAUUGCUACUCAUCGAGGUGUUCUGGCGACGUCGUAUUCCGGUCUGGAAACCUGGAUUUAAGAUAACCUAUUUGUUUAUUGUGAUCUUUUUUAUAUAUAGAAUUUUUUGCUACUAUUUUUUUAUGUGAUGUGAGUCAUAAAAUAUAUAAUUUUUUAUUUAAUCGAA